Molecule: messenger RNA, 4811 nt
Organism: Asterias rubens (European starfish)
Lineage: Eukaryota; Metazoa; Echinodermata; Asteroidea; Forcipulatida; Asteriidae
Exons: 9
Coding region: 104-2752 (882 amino acids)
Biological process (GO): DNA alkylation repair; DNA repair
Cellular component (GO): nucleus
Molecular function (GO): dioxygenase activity
Source: RefSeq, a predicted model, not a curated record
CUUUCACAAUGAGGGAAAUUCCCCUAGACAGAAACAACGAUCUAAAGUGUGGCGCAACAACGACAAUUUGAAGCCUGGUUUUUAAAAAUCAGUGAAGUUGAAGAUGGCCUCUUCAUCAGAAUCUCAACAGUAUCAAGCCAAGAAGGAUGAAGAUUUUCCACCACUUGAAAGAUUUUAUGAUAGUAGUAAGAAUAAGCGUAAACAAAGUCGGAUCCAGGGAGCCAGCUGGCAAACCGCGUCAGUAACAUCACAAGGACGAGGUGGUUCUACUGGUAGCAGAAUCGGCCCAAAGCAGCCCCACCAAUCUGGUAGCUCUAGCAGAGAGGAUUAUAACCAGCAGCGAUCUGGUAGAGGAGGGGAUCUGGGACACCAGCCCUCUUCAGGAAGGGACCAACAGCCCCAAUCUGGUAGAAGAGGUGGUCAGGAGCAACAGACGCAAACUGGUAGAGGAGGGGGUCAUGAGCAACAGACGCAUGAUAGAGGAGGGGGUCAUGAGCAACAAACGCAUGGUAGAGGAGGGGGUCAUGAGCAACAAACGCAUGGUAGAGGAGGGGGUCAUAAGCAACAGACGCAAUCUGGUAGAGGAGGGGGUCAUGAGCAACAGACACAUGAUAGAGGAGGUGGUCAUGAGCAACAAACGCAUGAUAGAGGAGGUGGUCAUGAGCAACAAACGCAUGGUAGAGGAGGGGGUCAUAAGCAACAGACGCAAUCUGGUAGAGGAGGGGGUCAUGAGCAACAGACACAUGAUAGAGGAGGUGGUCAUGAGCAACAAACGCAUGAUAGAGGAGGUGGUCAUGAGCAACAAACGCAUGGUAGAGGAGGGGGUCAUAAGCAACAGACGCAAUCUGGUAGAGGCAGAGGUAGAGGAAGGGGUAUUUGGCAGCAAGAUCAGUCCGAUAGAGGUAGGAAGUAUGAUGAGCAGCCUCCCCGUUUCCGUGGAGCAAAGAAUGCUGACAACCAGCAUCCCAAAUCUAGUGGAGUAUGGAAUGAUGAGCAGCCUCCCCGUUUCCGUGGAGCAAAGAAUGCUGACAACCAGCAUCCCAAACCUGGUGGAGUAUGGAAUGACGACCAGAGGAGACCAAACUCUGCCAGAGGAGGAGGUUAUAAUCAGCAGUCUAAGUCUACUAAACGAUGCGGUGUUCCACAGCAGGUGCAGUUUGGCAGAAGAGGAAGGGGACCUCGGCAAUUUACUGACAGACCUCAGUUUACAUAUGAGACACCUACUGAACACAUCGUAAUACCUACAAAGGCUAAAGAGAGAGUGAUAGUGGAAAACGGAAGGCAUAUCCUUAGUGAAGGACCAUCAGGGCAGUCUGUGGUGGAACUGAUGUUUGACUUCUUAACAAAAGAGGAAGCUGAUCGAAUCUUUGAGAUUCUCGAUAAGGAAAUUGACUGGUAUCAGCAAACAAAUACGAACAGAUAUGGGGAUGAUUACAAAGAACCUCGUCAGGUAUGCUGGUAUGGAGAGCAUCCAUACGCAUACUCCAAAGUCCAAAUGAAAGCCAAUCAGAAAUGGCCCCAUGAACUUCUUGAAGUCAGAAAAAGAAUUGAGGCUAAAGCGGGGAUGACGUUCAACUCGGUGCUGUGCAAUAAGUAUCGUAAUCAACACGACGGAGUGGCAUGGCACAGUGAUGAUGAAUACGGACUGAGAGAUCAACCAACUAUUGCUUCACUUUCACUGGGAGAGGAAAGGAUGUUUGAAAUGCGCAAGAAACCAUUGGAUAGAAGAUCAAGGGACUAUACCAACUGUGAGAAGCUGAAGGUACCCCUUACGCAUGGUUCCUUUCUCAUUAUGUCCAAACAUACACAGGAUGAUUGGCAGCAUCAAGUUCCCAAAGAGUCCAAGCCAAAGACUUUGCGCAUCAAUCUAACCUUCCGAAACAUAUACCCAGAUGAAAGGUUUGAGAAAAUAGAAACAAAAGCACCGCCAGGAGGAAAGGAAUCAUCAAGCUUGGAAAGAACCGAAGCAUCUUCAAUGGAGGAAGAGAACAAGGCACCAUUUAGCCGGUAUGGGACCGAAGCAUCUUCAAUGGAGGAAGAAAGCAAGGCACCAUUUAGCCGGGGUGGGACCGAAGCAUCUUCAAUGGAGGAAGAAAGCAAGGCACCAUUAAGCCGGGAUGGGACCGAAGCAUCUUCAAUGGAGGAAGAGAACAAGGCACCAUUUAGCCGGGAUGAGACCGAAGCCUCUUUGAAGGAGGAAGAAAGCACGGCACCAUUUAGCUGGGAUGGGACCGAAGCCGCUUUGAAGGAGGAAGAAAAAAAGGCACCGUUGAGCUUGGAAGAUAGCGAAGCAUGUACAAUGGAGGAAGAAAGCAAGGCACCAUUUAGCCGGGAUGGGACCGAAGCCUCUUCGAAGGAGGAAGAAAACCAGGCACCAUCAAACUGGGAAGAUCUCGAAGCAUCUACCAUGGAGGAAGAAAGCAAGGCACCAUCAAGCUAUGAAGGAACCUCAGCUCCUUCAAAGGAGGAAGAGACCAACGCACUAAUAGGUAGUGCAGGAAACGCAACAUCUUCAAAGAAAACUAAGAAGGAAUCGCGUCAGAAUAAGAAGAAAAUAGCAAACCAGGAAGACUGCGAAGCGUCUACCAUGGAGGAAGAAAGCAAGGCACAAUCAAGCCAUGAAGGAACCUCAGCUCCUUCAAAGGAGGAAGAGACCAACGCACGAAUAGGUAGUGCAGGAAACGCAACAUCUUCAAAGAAAACUAAGAAGGAAUCGCGUCAGAACAAGAUAAAAAAACCAAAACAUCGUUAGGUAGUGAAGAAGUCACAACUUCUUCAAUGGGGAAGAAACCAAAAUCCCAUAGUGUAGGAAGCCUGGCAUUUUUCAGAUGAGGAAGUAAGCAGUAAUAUGUAGAUGUUAUACAAUAAAACUAACAUGUGAACAAUUCAUUUCAAAAGGCAGUCACGUUUUUUAGAUUCCCACAAAAAAUCCAGAGAUAGUAUUAUGUCCAUGCAGAAAUGAUAAUCCCUAAUAGGAAUACACAAUCUGAGAAGCUCCUCUCGGAUUCAAAUUUGUGGGCGUCAAAACUGAUAUAUUUGUACAUAAUCACAUUACUCCGAAGUUAGAUGAUUCUCAUAAUGCUUUAUACUAUCAAAAGCUCCUUUAUGCUUCAAACUGAACGUUUUUUGUUGCCAUUAAUGUUAAGAGUGAUUACAAAACGCUUGCUUGUUGAGAUGUGUAGCUUUUAGAGGUUGCAUUGUAUGAUAUUUAUAAUUGUAUAAUUUACAAACCAUGUAUGCAGCUGUAUACAGACUUUGCAUGAAUUGAAUUGAACAUUAUUUUAGACUCGCUUUAAAAAAUAAAUUCUUCACACUUGGAAGAAUAAACUUGUAUUGAACAUGAGGUUUCCCAAAUGUUUCAAUUUGCACCAGACUUGCACAUUCUACAUCAAUUCAAUGUCGAUAAUGUGUAUCUUCUGCCUUAAAACUUAAAGAUUAUCUAAUCUAUAAAAAAAAAUUAAAAGAAAAACUAAAAAGUUGUACAAAAAAACUAAACUAUCUUAUCCGCAUUUGGAUUAUUACUUGUACUGCGACAAUCACAUAUCUCUGGACUACAAUGUAAUGUUGUUUGUCAUGGAAUUUUUCUUAAAGGAAUUAGAUAGUGUUAGAACCAAUAAGUCAUAUAUUUUAAGAACGUUUGAAUACCCAGAAUCAAUGCUGCCCAGAAUGCUGUUUUAUUUUGUUUGGUUAUUACAAGAAAAGUGCCAUGCUGUAUCUGUUGAUAUACAAAGAUUGUUUAAUUUUUCCUGUAUAUAAAUAAUGCUUUAGUGCAAUACAAUGAAUUUAAGAAAUAGUUUUAAAAUAGAAUUUGUGAGUUUUAGACUGAAGUUGUUUUUUUUUACUGGUACUCUCAUUAAUUAUAUAAGGGUUUAAAAUUAGACAUCUAAAGCGAAAGUCCAUGUCCAAUUUGGCAUAUAUGGCUAGGACUAAAGCUUGAUCUCCACAUCAUCAUGUUGAAGUAUCGGCCGUCCUUAGCGACACCCUUAACAACAGUCGUUGUCGCAGCCGCCAAAUUGAAUACCACCUAAUAUUAGUGACCAGGAAUGAGAUUUCGCUAUUUAUCAAUAAACUGUACAUUCAUAUAAUAUCAAGUCAUAAAAGCCACCAAGGAAAACUGACUGGGCAAGGUUAUUCUGGAGGUCGAUUGUACGGCGCAGUCAAUUUAUCUUUGUUCAAACCCAAUUCCUAUAAUAUUACGUAUCUGGAAAUGUUUUGACGUUACAAAUUAGGAACCGUUUUGGGGUUGUUGUUGUUGUUAGGUACGAUGUGUUUGUUUAAAAACUAAGCAGUUUGAGUUAAUUUUUUUGUCAUAAAGACAUUUUCGUUUCAUAAGCCUUUAUACGCAGAGUGUUAAAAAGUUUGGUGCAACAAGUAGUAAUUAAAUGUUAUUAAGGCACAACUGGAAAUAUAUUAAGGUGAGGUUUGCAGUAGAACCAUGUUUACAUCUCUUUUUGUUUGAGUUGUGAAAAUAUUUAGAAAUUAUAUAAUUCAUGCAAAGUCACAAUUUUUCUUAAAACUUAACCUGUAAAUACAUUGUUGUCAGUCUUGGUGUAGAUUCUUUUUAAUUGGUGUGUAAAGCUUGAGUACAUAAGUUAAUAUAUUGCAUAAUCAGCUGCUCAUUAAUGAAAUUGCUAUGUAUCGUACUAAAUAAUUAAUUACGUCCUUUUGUUUUUUAAACUUUUAAGUUUAUGUAUUCAAAAUAGAUGUUAUAGUUUUGUUUUCUUAUUGUUAGAUAAGACUUAAGGCUAUAUGCAUGGUGGAAAGAUAGUAAGUCCGGAUUGCAGUGACACCAUGUAAGAAUUCUCCUGCGA